This is a messenger RNA of Medicago truncatula (barrel medic), 3456 nucleotides long. Its product is annotated as auxilin-related protein 2. Lineage: Eukaryota; Viridiplantae; Streptophyta; Magnoliopsida; Fabales; Fabaceae. Gene Ontology annotation, biological process: clathrin-dependent endocytosis; clathrin coat disassembly. Gene Ontology annotation, molecular function: clathrin binding. The transcript is spliced from 8 exons. Gene Ontology annotation, cellular component: vesicle; intracellular membrane-bounded organelle; cytoplasm. The coding region runs from base 210 to 2951 and encodes 913 amino acids. The record is from RefSeq and is a predicted model, not a curated record.
AAAAUAUAAAAAAAGAAUUUGAACAAGUUUGAUUGAUUGAUUAUCCGUGUUGGCAAAUUCUCCGAGAAGACAAAGGGAGAAGAAGCCUCAACACCUCAUCCUCACCGCAUGCUCUCUCAACUCUAACACACCCGAUCCCAUUCUCCUUCACCUUCUUCAUUCCCCCUUUCAAUUUCCUCAAUUCCAUCGCAAAAUCCCUAACCUCCACCAUGAACGAUUUCGAUAAUCUUCUAUCUUCUUCCGAUUUCGGUAUCAAACCUCAAGGUAAAUCCGCUCCAAUGUCUCAACCACCUAAAUCAUCAUCUUCAAAUUCAAAUUCAACUUCUCUCAACUUCGAUUUUGGAUCCCGAUCCGCUCGUACAUCCGAUUCCGUUUUCGGAUCCUCCACCCACCGUCACAACCGCGACUCCUCCAGUUUCGACGAUCUCUUCACCACCACCACCGGAUCCAACUCUAAAUCCAAUCCUCGCGAUGCACCCUUCGAUUUGGAUUCCAUGUUUCCUGGAUCCGCCGGAAAUUCUUCACCGCCACCGGUUUAUGAUAAACCGGUUUACGACGACGAUGUUUUUGACGGUGUGCCUGGGCUGAAGAGCACCGGGAAAGUUAAUUUUGAAAACGUUUUCGCAUCCCCGAAAUCGGAUAGUGGUGCAUUUGAUGAUCUUCUUGGUGGAUUUGGCAAGGAUUCGAAGGGUUCUGGUAGGAAAGGUUUGGAGAAAAAUGAUAGAAGUGGUUCUGAUUUUGAUGAUUUGUUAGCUGGAUUUGGAAAGAGUAAAUCAUCGUCUAGUGACAGGCGUGCUCCUGAUAUUGGUUUGUCCUCUGACCCAACUGUAAGUGCAUCUAAAACAACCUCCAUCGAAGCAGAAGACCCAUUCAAAGUAUUUUCAUCAACUUCAGCCCCAAUGGAUUCAUCCAGAAGCAACUUCACAGACCCUUUGGAAGAAAUUAGUAAAUUUAGUAGUUCUAGAAGCACUAAAAAUAAUAGUUCAUCAACUUCAAAUGGUAGAAUAUAUGAAGACAUUGACCCUUUUGAUGGGCUCGGACGAUCUGUACCGGCAUUCUCAUCUGAGAGAAAUAGCAGCAAGGAUAACAGUGCUCCAGGGUUGAACACAAGCACAAGUUGGACUGGAGAUAAAGAACCAGUUGAUAAGUUUUCUGGGAUGAGUCCUGAGAGGCACUCACAAAAGGACAUUCCCGUUGAAAGUGAUCAGGAUUUUCUGCAGCCCCCAUUUUACACGCCUACCUUUUCAUCUGAUUCUAAUAAACCAGUUGGCCAAAGGUCUACUUCGCCUCCAAAUAAUAAUAGUGGUUUUGGCCAAGCCAAUAUUCCGGCAGAUAUGUCUCCAAAAUAUGAAGAAAACUUGGAAUCAUGUGAGGAUGUAUGGCUGACUGUGUCAGAGAUUCCUCUUUUUACACAACCAACCACUGCUCCACCGCCUUCAAGACCCCCUCCUCCACGGCCAGUGAAUAUUCCCAGGUCAGGAACAGGUUCACCGGCUUCUACCAACACUAGAAAGAAGGCCAAUGAAUUUUCUUCUUUCCCGGGUUCCACUCGAUUCUCUCAUGACCCUAGGUCUGCUACAGCUGCAGCAUCGGCAUCUCCAACAUCUCAGUUUGAUGAACUUGAUGAUUUUGCUGCAGGCAGCAGUCACAGUAAUGAUGCUGAGAGUGGAAAUGGUCUUCCCGAUGAUGAGUUAGAGAUGAACACGGCUGCUGCGGCCAUGAAGGAAGCAAUGGAUAGGGCUGAGGCUAAAUUUAGGCAUGCAAAGGAAGUUAGGGAGAGAGAGCAUACAAAGGCUGCUAAAAGCAAAGAAUUUGGGCAAUCGGAAAAAGAUGACAGAGCUAUACCAGAGGAGAGAGAAAAACAAGAAAGGUUAGAACGUGACCGGCAGCAAAAAGAGAGAGAGGAAAAGGAGCAAAGAAGAUUAAUGAAAGAAAGGGAGGAGAGAGAAAAGGCUAGACAGGCCGUAGAAAGAGCCACACGAGAAGCUCGUGAACGAGCAGCUGCUGAAGCACGCCAGAGAGCUGAGAGGGCUGCUGUUGGGAAAGCUAAUGCUGAAGCCCGAGAGCGUGCUGAAAGAGCUGCAGUACAAAGGGCACAUGCUGAAGCCCGAGAAAGGGCAGCUGCAGAAGCAAAGGAAAGAGCUGAAAAGGCUGCUGCAGCGGCAAAGGAGAGGGAAGCACGGGAAAGAGCUACAGCUGCGAGGGCUGAAACUGAAGCACGGGUUAAAGCUGAACGUGCCGCAGAAAGGGCUGCUGCCGAGGCCAGAGAGAGGGCUGCAGCUUCUGCAAGGAUGAACCAACAGAAGAAUGGGGAUGAUCUUGAAUCCUUCUUUGGCGCGGGUUCAAGACCCAGCAGUGCUCCAAGGCCUUUUAGGGACUACUCCACAGAGGCAGAUGCAACAAGGAAAAGUGGAUCUUCAAAUAUGAAAAAAGCACCAUCAUCAAGUAAUAUUGUUGAUGAUCUUACCUCAAUCUUUGGAGCUGCUCCAUCAUCUGGAGAGUUUCAAGAAGUUGAAGGGGAAAGUGAAGAAAGGCGAAAAGCUAGGUUGGAACGCCACCAGAGGUCUCAGGAGCGUGUGGCAAAAGCAUUGGCUGAGAAGAAUCAGCGGGACUUGCAAACUCAAAGAGAGCAAGCUGAGAGAAGUAGGCUUGGUGAAACACUGGAUUUUGAAAUUAAGCGGUGGUCUGCAGGAAAAGAGGGAAACUUACGAGCUUUGCUCUCCACCUUGCAAUAUGUGCUGUGGCCUGAAUGUGGUUGGCAGCCAGUCGGUUUAACUGAUUUGAUUACAGCUGCUGCUGUUAAGAAGGCUUAUAGGAAAGCUACGUUGUGUAUUCAUCCAGAUAAAGUACAGCAGAAGGGUGCCACUCUUCAGCAAAAAUAUAUUGCAGAAAAGGUGUUUGACCUACUCAAGGAAGCGUGGAAUAAAUUCAAUUCUGAGGAGCUGUUUUAAUCUUUGAUGGAUUAAUAUAUACUUCAAGAUAAUUUGUUGGACAGUUCUAUUCAGAGGAGAGACCACAGCCCUGUUUCUGCUGCCUCCCCGAUUGCAUAAUUGUUUUGAUUGAAGUUAUGAUGCAUUGUUGGUAACAUAUUGCUUCCCUGUCUGGCUUUCUCGGUUGUCAUUGAUGUUCUUCUCGGGGUUGUUGUGUUUCUACAUGUUCUAUAAAUGUAGCAUGUUUUGUUGAUGUAAAAUGUUUUUUGUGCUAUCAAUUUUAUUAUUCAUUAUCCUUGUCUAGUGAGGGCUCACAAGCCGACAAGCGAUCCCUUUUCUUUUUCUUUUCUUAAUUUUGGUUCAAGAGAGGGUCCACCACGAUGUGGUCAUGGGAUGCCCUUCUUUUCGACCUGUGAUAUAUUAUUAUAGCGCGAUGUCUUGAAUAUAUACCAUCUUGUUGUGGAUUUACAUCAAAAACUGAGAAUUAUACAUGAAUAUUUAUUUUCAAGUUUCUGUAUUUUAUUCA